Saccostrea echinata is the source of this 3684-nucleotide messenger RNA. RefSeq names its product lymphocyte-specific helicase-like. The record is from RefSeq and is a predicted model, not a curated record. Gene Ontology annotation, cellular component: nucleus; pericentric heterochromatin. The coding region runs from base 126 to 3008 and encodes 960 amino acids. The transcript is spliced from 19 exons. Gene Ontology annotation, molecular function: ATP binding; chromatin binding; ATP-dependent chromatin remodeler activity. Gene Ontology annotation, biological process: DNA methylation-dependent constitutive heterochromatin formation; pericentric heterochromatin formation; negative regulation of gene expression via chromosomal CpG island methylation. NCBI's taxonomy places the organism in Eukaryota, Metazoa, Mollusca, Bivalvia, Ostreida, Ostreidae.
UCUUAGCAGCGCCACUGUGCGGUGGCGGGAAAGUAAAUGAGGUAAGAGGAGACGUUUCGUAAGACUACCUGCAGUGAUACUAGUGCAUAAAGUUCUACCAUCGCAGUCUGCAUGUAUAUCUGAACAUGGCUGAGGUCAUGAAAUCACUUUCUCCUCAAAUUCCCAGUGCUGAAGCUGCAGUUCCCAAGGAGGCUGCUAGUGAUGGGACUAUAGAGCAUGUAGCAAAGAGCACCCAGAAUUCUGAUCAGACAAAAGUUACACUAGAUGUGGGAGAGAAAGGGGAAAAGGAUGUUCAGGUGGAAGAUAAAACCUUGAGCUCUGAUUCAAAGGAAGACACUGGGGACAUAAAGGAAGAUAUAAAGGAAGGACAGUCAGACAAAGCUGUGAUAACCAGUGAAAUGGAGAAGGAGGAGAAAAGUUUGCAACAAGAAGCUGAAAAAGAAGAAGAAAAAGUUAAAAGUGAACAACAAAAGAUAUGGGAGCAGCUGGAUAGUGAAGACAGAGAACAGAGAUACAGUAAGCUUCAGUUUCUGUUGAAUAAGAGCACGAUGUACACCAAGUACUUGUUACAGAGGAUUGAGAGACAAAAACAGGAGGACGAGAAAAGGAAGGAGCGCCUCGCCAAAAAAUUGGCAAAGAAGGCUCAGAUGGAAAGUUCACAAGAAAAGAAUCCCCCAGCAGAAGAGAGAAGAUCCAACAGAAACAAGCAGUCAGUUCUCAAUUCCCCCAGCCAACCUACGUCCUCUCAAGAGGGGAAAGCAGGUAGAGGUCGAAAAAGAAAAACCCCAACAGAUCCGCUGGACCAUAAGCCUUCUUCAAAGAGGAAAAAAGGAGAAAAUGGAGAUUCCACAAAUUCAGCUGAAAAUUCAGAAAACAUCACUCCAAACACCAACUCUGCAGAUCUUUUAUCUGCUGCACAACCAGUCACCAAGGAUUCCGGUAUAGGCGCUGACAGUAUUUCACAGUUAGAUGAGGAAGAACGAGCAAAACUGGAGACAGAGAAGAGGUUAAAAAGGGAGGCCGAGGAGAAAAUUCUGUUGGAGAAGAAUGAGGAACAUCCUGUUCUAUUUACUGGAGGAAGCCUAAGGCUGUACCAAAAGGAAGGCUACAAAUGGCUGAAGACAUUAUAUGAGAAUGGAGUUAAUGGAAUCCUGGCAGAUGAGAUGGGUUUGGGUAAGACUGUACAGUGUAUAGCGCUGAUAUCUCACCUAGUUUACCUCGGAGUUACUGGCCCUUUCUUGGUUGUUGCUCCUUUAUCAACCAUUCCUAACUGGUAUUCAGAAUUCAGAAGAUUUGCUCCAAAGGUACCUGUGGUGCUCUAUCAUGGAACACCAGAAGAACGCAGUCAACAUCGAGCCAAAAUUAGGAAAAAGACACAAAUUCGUGAGGAUGUUGAAGUUCAGCCUGUGGUCAUCACAUCAUAUGAAAUGACGAUGAGGGAUAGGAGUCAGCUGCAGCAUCACGAGUGGAAAAUACUGAUUGUGGAUGAGGGUCAUCGAAUCAAAAACACCCAGUGUCGACUCAUAAGAGAGCUGAGGAUGUACAGGAACACUCAUCGCUUACUUCUCACUGGCACACCUCUCCAGAACAAUCUAGCAGAGUUGUGGUCCCUGUUGAAUUUUUUAUUACCGGAAAUCUUUGAUGAUCUUGGAAGUUUUGAAAUGUGGUUUGAUGUAGAGAGGUUGUCAGUAGAUGAUGCUGAAGAGAAAAUUGUCAAAGAAGAGCAACAGAAAAAUAUUCUUUCAAUGCUACACCAGAUUUUGACUCCAUUCAUGUUGAGACGAUUGAAGCAGGAUGUUGAACUCAAUUUGCCUCCCAAGAAAGAGCUCUUAGUGUAUGCUCCCAUGUCCUCCAUGCAGCAAGAGUUCUACACAGCAACAGUUGACAAAACCAUUAUAGACAAAAUUCGCGAAAAGAAUGAAGGACCAGAAGUGGUGGAGUUGGACAGCAAUGGCCGACCAGUGAGACGAUCAAGGAACAAGAAAGUAAACUACAGCAUGAUGGAAGGAACAGAUGAUGAUAAGGCUGCUGAUUCUGAUCUGGAGGAGGAGCUGGAGAAGUGGGUCUGUGAUAUCCAAGAAAGCAGAGCAUCAAUGUCUGCCAAUAGAGAGAAAGUUCCUGCCAAAUCAGUGGUGACAAUUCGUCUACAACAUAUCAUGAUGCAGUUGAGGAAGUGUUGUAACCACCCGUAUCUGCUGGAGUAUCCCCUGACAGAGAGCGGAGAGUAUAAGGUAGAUGAGGAUUUGGUACAGCUGUGUGGAAAGAUGAAACUGUUGGAUGUCAUGCUAAAAGAACUCAAAUCCAGGGGGCACAAGGUGCUGAUCUUUUCUCAGAUGACCAAAAUGCUGGACAUCUUGCAGGACUAUUGUUAUCUGAGGAAAUACAGUUUCUGUCGUCUGGAUGGUUCGACCAGCAUACAUGAUCGACAAGAGCAGAUGUCUGAGUUCAAUAAUAACCCUGACACGUUCCUCUUUCUAUUGAGUACAAGAGCUGGAGGAUUAGGAGUCAAUCUCACAGGAGCAGAUACAGUGAUUAUAUAUGAUAGUGACUGGAACCCUCAGUGUGACCUCCAAGCCCAGGACAGAUGUCACAGAAUAGGGCAGACCAAGCCAGUGAUUAUUUACCGCUUAGUGACGGCUAAUACGAUUGACCAGAGGGUAGUCGAGAGGGCAGCAGCAAAGAGAAAAUUGGAGAAAAUGGUCAUUCAUAAAGGGAGAUUCAAAUCUGGUAUUGAAAGUUUUACGGAGAAAUUUAAGCCGUUGAGUCCCCAGGAGUUGAUGGAUCUGCUGAAGGCAAAGGACCAUGAGAAAGAGGUUAAAGAUGUGGAAAACUUAAGCAGAGAAGCCAUCGACAGUUUGUUAGACAGGUCUGAUCUGUAUGCUAAAUGGAAGAAAGACCAGGGGAGUGCCACAAAAUCCAAAAAAGCUAAAGCAAAGAAUUCCCUGAAAAAAGAGAAAGCUACAGACUUGACAUCUGUGUUUUCAGUCAUUGAUGAAGAUGUGCAGUGAAGUGUGAAAUCCAUGAGGCUUUAUUUCCCAGAGAGGAAAACCUCUCACCACGUGACCAGAACUUAAACCAUGUUGUGUUCAACUUCACACAAAAACUUAAACCUUAUUGUGUUCAAACUAGAAGAAACCAAACAUUUUUUCUUCAGUAUCAAAUAAAAUAUGAACUAGUUGUUCCUAUUGAAGCCAAUUUUGACAAAAUUUUAUUAACAACACAGAAAUUGAUGAACUUUCAUCUUACUUAAAUUGGUGUUUUUUGCCAUCAGCAUAUUGUAAAUACAUAUGUAAACCAGAAAAUGGUGCUCAUUAUUAUUUUAGUAUGUAUACAAAUUUUAUUUUAACAAUACAAUAUCUUCUUUAUUACAUGUUUUAACAACUGAUCAUUUGCUCUUAAGAUGUGAGGAUUUAAUUUUAACAUUUCCAAGUAUUGGAUGUAUAAAUGCUUGUUAUUUUGUGUAUUACUAAGGACUGUAGCAUGUGUCAAAAAGUAAAAUAACAUGAAUGUCCUUCUAUGAUUGUAGAAGUAGUGCUACGUAGAUUUAUAGAGCUAGCAUUUACUUUUUGUUUUUAUCUGUGAGGGGGUAUUCGCUCUUAAACAAGUUACAUGUAUGGAAGUGAAUUGGUUUUUUUGUGUUCUAUAAAAGUUGAAUCUUGCAGUGAAACGGUUGUAUACAUGCAU